UUAUAUCACUCCACUUUAUCGUCACUUACCCUUUAUGCCUUUUGAUUCGUUGCUAAGAAUUUAAUCUCCAAGCCCUCUCUCCGUUUCUUCAACACAUUUCGAGAAAAACCCGGAUUUCAGAGAAAGAAGCAAAAAAAAAAAAUGGCCAAAGUUCUGUUGCUCAUUGCACUAUGUGUGCUUCCGGCUCUGGUCAGUGCAACACGCAUGGUGAAGAACCCUUUGGUGGUGCAAGGACAGGUGUACUGUGACCGUUGCCGUGCUGGUUUUGAAACCCCAAAGACUAGAAACAUGGCUGGUGCCAAGGUUAAGGUGGAAUGCAGUGACAGGAAGAGCGGCCAAGUUGUAUACAAGAAGGAGGGAUACACAGAUUCAACUGGACAUUACAAGAUUGUUGUGUCUGAGGAUCACUUGGAUGAGAUCUGUGAUGCCAUUCUUGUUAAGAGUGCCCAGCCUGACUGUGCCAAAAUGUCCCCAGGUCGUGAACGUGCCCGUGUGGUCUUGACCAACUUCAAUGGCAUUGCAUCCAACACGCGCUUUGCCAAUGCCAUGGGCUUCAUGGCUGAUGAGGCUGACGCUGGCUGUGCUGAGAUUAUGAAGCUAUACCAGGAGGAAGAUGUGUAGAGUGUGGUCUCGAGUUUCUUGAGAGUCUAAUUGACUAGUCGGCGUAUGAUGUUUGUCUGCUAUUUGUUAUGUGAAUUGUUUUGUUAUUUCUCUGUUUAGAGGACUUAUAACUUAUCAUCCUUGAAUUCUAUUACAAUUUUAUAAAUAUGCAACGGCUUCGGUCUCAGAAGUAUUCUGGGUAAUUGCUGUUCUUUUUC
Molecule: messenger RNA, 818 nt
Organism: Theobroma umbraticum
Lineage: Eukaryota; Viridiplantae; Streptophyta; Magnoliopsida; Malvales; Malvaceae
Product: major pollen allergen Lol p 11-like
Source: RefSeq, a predicted model, not a curated record